UUUCCAGAAUAUAUUUAGUACUGAAAAAGGAAUCAUAUACAGAAGUUUUGGUUUUUUGCUGAGACCAUCUUUAUUGUUUUUGGUUGUAAGGAAAUUAGUUUGGUAAUAAUGUAUUUUUUUUGUCAGCAUAGUAACUUUCUCUUUAGUAGUCCAAACUACAAUUUAAUAAUAAGGUCCACUAGUAAAAAAAAAUACUAACAAUAGUCAAAUAUCCAAGGAUAUUGAUUGAAGACAUAGAAACAAUUCAAUGCUCUAAUAAGGCAGUUAAAGAUUUUACCAAUGACCAUUCUAAGUAUGUAUCUAUGCAAAAUUGACUUUCUUAAACUACUCUUGAAUAUGAUGAUGAGGCUCAAUGAAAACCCUUCACACAUUCACUACUAUAAAUACAUAAAGAAAUGACUGCAAAACAAAUCAAAUCAAUAACUUAAAAACAUAAACAAAAGAAAAAAAAAUGGGUAGGAGAAAGAUUAAGAUGGAGAAAGUGCAAGACACAAACACAAAGCAAGUCACGUUUUCAAAACGUAGACUUGGUUUGUUCAAGAAAGCUGGUGAGCUUGCGACUCUGUGCAACGCCGAGGUUGGUAUCAUGGUCUUCUCUCCCGGAAACAAACCUUACCCCUAUGGGAGUCCGAGCUUUGAACUGGUUGCAGAGCGUUACAACAACGAGUCAGAAGACUCGGAUAGCUGUGAGACAUCAGGCAACGGUAGAGGCAACCGGGCUAGGCAAGAGAAGAGGAUAUGCAAACGUCUCAACUCGAUCAUGGAGCAAGUUGAAGCUGAGAAGAAGCGAGGGGAAGAUUUUGAGCAUCAGCUUGAAACUGCUGGUGGAGAAGAGAGGUUCGACAAGCCCAUUGAAGAGCUUUCCCUUGAGGAGCUUGAGGAGUAUGAAGGUAAGAUGAUGGACAUGCUUGAUAAUAUUCAAGGUAACAUUAGUGGUAUGGAAGUUUCGUCUACUCUUGUGAUCAUGUCUAAGGAUACUCAAAAUAAGUAGACAGAGAUAUCGUUGUGUUGCUGAUCUUUUAAAGUCUUUGUUUCCUUUUACUUUUAUGUUAAGACAUGUAAUAAAUUGGUUAUGAUCUAUUAUUGGUUGUAACUUUUGGUUUCUUGAAGACAAUCUUAUUAUGAAAGACUAUAUUUAUGAACACAA
Messenger RNA from Brassica napus (rape), 1147 nucleotides. Its product is annotated as agamous-like MADS-box protein AGL29. Gene Ontology annotation, biological process: positive regulation of transcription by RNA polymerase II. The transcript has a single exon. The coding region runs from base 452 to 991 and encodes 179 amino acids. Gene Ontology annotation, molecular function: DNA-binding transcription factor activity, RNA polymerase II-specific; RNA polymerase II cis-regulatory region sequence-specific DNA binding; protein dimerization activity. Lineage: Eukaryota; Viridiplantae; Streptophyta; Magnoliopsida; Brassicales; Brassicaceae. The record is from RefSeq and is a predicted model, not a curated record.